Molecule: messenger RNA, 1072 nt
Organism: Rhagoletis zephyria (snowberry fruit fly)
Lineage: Eukaryota; Metazoa; Arthropoda; Insecta; Diptera; Tephritidae
Product: probable palmitoyltransferase ZDHHC24
Molecular function (GO): palmitoyltransferase activity
Source: RefSeq, a predicted model, not a curated record
AUGAAAUUGCGAAUACGAAAACGAAUUUUUCCCAGGCGUUUAGGCGAUAUCUUAUGUUUUUUAUUGAUAGUAGUCUUUUUGCCACUUGUUGCUUUUUUCGACGUUGUCGUUGUUGUGCCGGCUAUUCACACACCGGGCGAGUUUAUGCAUAGCUUUAUAUUUACGAUCGCAAUGUUUCUGAUUUUCAAUAUAAAUGGAAAUAUGUUUGCCACCAUGAUGGUGGAUACCAGCCUUGAUGCCAUAAAUCUGAUAGUCCCAGAAGAUGCUUCAGAAAAUGGAUGGCAUAGCUGUGAACGCUGUAAGAAGUUGACCCCUCCAAGAUCUUAUCAUUGCAAAGUUUGUAAGAAAUGCAUUUUAAAACGAGACCACCACUGUGUCUUCACGGGCUGCUGUGUUGGGCAUUACAACAUACGAUACUUUGCUUUGUUUCUUGUCUACAUGUUUGUCGGUUCACUGCUCUCCUUCUUUUACUUGAGUUAUUACCUAUUUUGGGUACGCGCCGAGACCUUUCGUCACAUACUCAGCUUAUUUAAAAUGUUGGGUCCGAUACUAAUGGUAGCCCAUGGCGGUAAAUGGGAUAAUCUUCCGCUUCUAUAUUACAAUUUAAAUAUAGUAGCAUUAGUAAUAUCAUCUAUAUUAUUGGUAUAUCAUGGAAUACCUAUCAUCAGAGGUGGUACUUCUUACGAAAGACGCUUUAACUAUCCAUAUGGAAGAGAUUUCUACAGCAACUUGCGUACCAUUUUUGGGAAAAGAAUGUAUUUGGUGUGGAUUUCGCCUUUUAUUGGCAGUGAAUUGUUGGACGAUGGCGCAAAUUCGGAAGAGGUGUUGGACAAUGCGCCAUUGCAGAGGCCAUCAAGUCAGAAGCUUAGAAACAGAGUAAAUCAUCAUUCUCGUAAGUCGCGCUUGGAUUAAAGCUAGUUUAAAUAGUUAUUAACCCUAGACUUACUAGAACCAUGUUCUGUAGUACGUAGUUUAACCCUGUUGUUUUACAAAUAAAAGUAAACUAGAUGAUAUGGCGGUCGCUGUGGAGGAAUUGUUGGCAGUGUGCGUUACCAUUCCGCAGGGCCUGGAA